AUGAAAAGCCUCAUUAUCGUCAUCCUAGCUCUCCUAUGUGUCAUUGUUUCACCGACCACAACGAUGGGAGGUUGGCCAAAACCUUCAGAAGUCUCUAAUGAGGAGAAGCUGAUGAAUGCCGCCCAUCCCCAACCUCAUUUAUACACUAGUAAAUUCAGUUUUGGAGAUUCUAAAGUCUGGAAAUGUACUUAUAUCAACGGAUCUGGAGUGGCCGUUUCUAUUACUUACCCUUCACCUCCUCAACCACCGUCACAAAAGCCACAAACUCCGUCGUCUCCCCCGACUUCAAAGAUGGUUCCGCCACCACCUAAACCCUCACCUCCACGUCCAACACCGAAGAAGUCUCCUCCACCUCCUAACCCAUCUCUUCCGCCUCCUACACAAUCACCUCCGCCUCCUAAACCAUCACCUCCGCCUCCUAAACCAAAAAAAUCUCCGCCGCCUCUUAAACCAUUGCCUCCACCAACUCCUAAAAAGUCUCCGCCAUCACCUACACCAUCACCUCCGCGUCCAGCUCCAAAAAAGUCUCCUCCACCUUCUAACCCAUCAUCUCUGACUCCAAAUGAGUCUCCUCCACCUUCUAAAACAUCAAUUCUGACAUAA
This is a messenger RNA of Eruca vesicaria subsp. sativa (arugula), 603 nucleotides long. The record is from the annotation of a GenBank genome assembly. NCBI's taxonomy places the organism in Eukaryota, Viridiplantae, Streptophyta, Magnoliopsida, Brassicales, Brassicaceae.